Trypanosoma theileri is the source of this 897-nucleotide messenger RNA. Its product is annotated as putative mitochondrial DNA topoisomerase II. NCBI's taxonomy places the organism in Eukaryota, Euglenozoa, Kinetoplastea, Trypanosomatida, Trypanosomatidae. The record is from RefSeq and is a predicted model, not a curated record. The coding region runs from base 1 to 897 and encodes 298 amino acids. The transcript has a single exon.
AUGCUACGCCGUGUACGACUUCUGUAUUCACCUCUUGAUGAACUUAUCAUCACUGGAAGCCGUUGGUCACGUUUAUUAGCUAAGCCAGUAUCAAACGGAUCCACAUCAUCCUCAACAUCAUCAUCAUCAUUAACCAAAACACCAUUUAUUACACUCAUUCCAACAUUGCAUGUGGCCUCACUACAGUUCUACGAUAAGGUACUAGAUUACAUGGUAAAGGCUGUAAAGGAGCGGGAUAAUGUUGUGAUUCUACUAGAGGGCAUCUGCGAUGAUGAGGAUGUCGAAGUACAACAAAUGGAGGAGUAUUUUCAAAUUUCCCACAACGCUGAUCUCCGCACUGCGCUGCUGAAGAAAGCCGACACGAACACUCUCUACACAGAAGAAACAAUGCGGGUGAUAUGUGAAGAGUUGGCGGUGCGAUAUGAUGCCCUUAAAGAGGCCGCCGCAACUGUACGGCUGCAGGAGUGUUAUCUCCGACCAAAAAUGGCCGCACUGGUUGGCGCUCAUCUCCGCAAUGAUGCGGAUCUCAACAUGCGAGAGGUGUUAGCCAUUCUCCGUGAGGAGAACAGUAGUGAUGAGAAGAAUGCCGAUAUGACUAUUGACAUUCCCGUCAGUCAACUCGGCGCACAACCGGCAGUGCGGCAAAAACGAGAGGCGAAAGUUGCGAGAGCCGCACAACAAAGAUGUGUGGAGUGGGCGCGGCUUGGAUGCGGCGGUGAAGUAAUUCUGCCGUGGGGAUUUUAUCACGCGGAGGCCAUUCGACAUAAUAUUCUCGCCAUGAAUGCAAAAGAUGAUAAUGUGGUGUUUGUAGAGAGUGAUGAGACACUCUGCCGUGUACCUUUUGGAGUUACUAGGGAACUCCUUGAGUGUGCUGAUAGCAAACCCGCACCGAAGUAA